UGUAUUUAUAGUAUUUUAGCGUAACGCUAGACACCGGUCAGACUACAACACAGUCUCAUCUUUGUCGACUUUCAGGAGGGCAUCAGACACAUGAAGGGAUGCUUGCCAUGUUUUGAAAGAAAUCGUCUAUUUAAGAAUAUAUAAAAUGGGUAAAAAGGAUAAAGGAGAUCGGGACAGGAAGUCCAAGAAGCGUUUCUAUGAGGAGGAAGAAGAUGAAGAAGAGGUAGCGGGCAUCGAGUCUCAGGAGGCCAUACCUGCUGCUGCAGGGAAACAAGUGGAUGAGUCCAGUACAAAACUGGAUGAAUAUGGAGCCAAAGAUUAUCGUGUUCAGAUGCUGUUGAAGAAUGAUCACUCUUCACGCCCCCUCUGGGUGGCUCCAGAUGGACACAUCUUUUUGGAAGCCUUCUCACCAGUGUAUAAGUACGCCCAGGAUUUCAUGGUGGCCAUUGCAGAACCAGUGUGCCGGCCUAAUCAUAUUCAUGAGUACAAGCUGACGGCCUACUCCCUGUAUGCAGCUGUCAGUGUGGGGCUGCAGACCUCUGAUAUUGUGGAGUACCUGCAGAAACUCAGCAAGACGUCGUUACCUGAUGGAAUCGUGCAGUUCAUUCAGCUCUGCACAGUGAGCUAUGGCAAAGUCAAACUGGUGCUCAAGCACAAUAGGUAUUUUGUUGAGAGUACCUUCCCUGAUGUGAUCCAGCGCCUUCUGCAGGACAACGUGAUCCGUGAAUGCCGUCUCCGCACUGCAGACGGAGCAGACACUGAGCUUAUUACUGAAGUCAUCUACAGCAAGUCAGCGAUUUCCAAGUCCAUUGAGGAAAAGGGAAGUACUUCCACCUCACAGCAGCCCAGCGAUGGACAAACUUCAACCCAGCAGGUCCCCGAGGACAUCUUCAGCUACUAUGAGCAGAUGGAUAAAGAAGAGGAGGAGGAGGAAGAGACUCAGACUGUGUCUUUUGAGAUUCGCCAGGAGAUGAUUGAAGAACUGCAGAAGCGUUGUAUUCAGCUGGAGUACCCCCUCCUUGCAGAGUAUGACUUCCGCAACGAUACAGUCAACCCAGACAUCAACAUAGACCUGAAGCCCACGGCUGUGUUGCGGCCCUACCAGGAAAAGAGUCUGCGCAAGAUGUUUGGGAAUGGACGUGCUCGCUCUGGGGUCAUCGUGCUGCCCUGCGGAGCGGGCAAAUCUCUGGUGGGCGUGACAGCAGCGUGCACGGUGCGUAAACGCUGCUUAGUGUUGGGGAACUCCUCGGUGUCAGUGGAGCAGUGGAAAGCUCAGUUCAAGAUGUGGUCCACUAUCGACGACUCGCAGAUUUGCCGCUUCACUUCCGACGCCAAGGACAAGCCCAUCGGCUGCUCAGUGGCCAUCAGCACCUACUCUAUGCUGGGUCACACCACCAAGCGCUCCUGGGAGGCGGAGAGAGUCAUGGAGUGGAUGCGGAGCCAGGAGUGGGGACUCAUUAUCCUGGAUGAGGUGCACACUAUCCCUGCCAAGAUGUUCCGUCGUGUUCUGACCAUUGUCCAGGCACAUUGCAAAAUGGGGCUCACUGCCACACUGGUCAGGGAAGAUGACAAGAUUGUGGACCUGAACUUCCUAAUUGGACCUAAACUAUUUGAGGCCAACUGGAUGGAAUUGCAGAACAACGGCUACAUUGCCAAAGUCCAGUGUGCAGAGGUGUGGUGCCCAAUGUCUCCAGAGUUCUACAGAGAGUAUGUGGCCAUCAAGACAAAGAAGCGCAUGCUGUUUUAUACAAUGAACCCCAAUAAGUUCCGCGUUUGCCAGUUUCUCAUUCGCUUCCACGAGCGGCGCAAUGACAAGAUUAUGGUCUUUGCUGACAACGUGUUUGCCUUAAAGGAAUACGCCAUUCGCCUCAACAAGCCUUACAUCUAUGGCCCAACCUCUCAGGGGGAACGAAUGCAGAUUUUACAGAACUUCAAACACAACCCCAAGAUCAACACCAUUUUCAUCUCCAAGGUUGGAGACACCUCAUUUGACUUGCCAGAAGCCAAUGUUCUGAUCCAGAUCUCUUCCCAUGGUGGAUCACGCAGACAGGAGGCCCAGAGGCUUGGCAGAGUCUUACGAGCCAAGAAAGGAAUGGUAGCAGAGGAGUACAAUGCCUACUUCUACUCACUGGUGUCCCAGGACACCCAGGAGAUGGCUUACUCCACCAAGAGGCAGAGGUUCCUGGUGGACCAGGGUUACAGCUUUAAGGUGAUCACAAAGUUGGCAGGUAUGGAGGAAGAGGACUUAAUGUUCUCCUCAAAAGAUGAGCAGCAGCAGCUGCUUCAGAAGGUCCUCGCUGCUUCAGACCUGGAUGCUGAGGAGGAAGUGGUGGCAGGGGAGGUGGGCGGACGACCACAGUUCUCAAGACGAACGGGCACCAUGAGCUCCAUGUCAGGUGCCGAUGACACCGUCUACAUGGAAUAUCAGAGUCGAGGCAGCAAAGCCGCAUUGGGCAAAAACAUUCAUCCACUGUUCAAGCGCUUCAGAAAGUAGAUGCACUGACUCAAACCCUGGCACCUAAAGACUUAUUCAAUCGCAACAAGGUAAUAGGACAAAGUUGGGGUGCAAUAAUGUAUACUGAGUUUGGAUAUCCGUCUUGCAGUAUUAUACCAUAAAUUGAGAUAAAGGGAUGCACACAAUUAGUCAACAUUGAUCGUGUGCUCUUCUCUGUGUAGACUUCUAUGUGACUUGAUAGCUGUUAAGCUGUUUUAUUUCAUUAAAGUCAGACAGCUUGCAUAGUUGUCCAUCUGGUCUGGAGAACAGAGCAAUGACUGAAUAUACCCUGGACCUGAAUAUUAUCAAAUGAUGAUAUGCUGUACAUUGCUUCCUCCUAGUAACCGAUGGUGACGACGGUUGAAAUGACUUGUACAUCUAGUUAAGAACGCAGCGAAUGACGCCUGCAGGGCUCGACGGCUCUAUGUGACAAAUUUGAAAGUCUCAUCUCCAGCUCCCUCAAGCGCCUACAUGUGAUGACAUUUACAGAUGACAUGCAGUGAUAAUGGCACUCUGUCCAAGUGUCAACGGUGUCUUUUUUUUCAUGUCUGUGUUGCGUUGCAGUGAUGCAGCUAGCCAAUUGGGCCCGUUCCGCAACAAAAUUAGGUGUUGUUUUUGAAAAUCAAGCUUAAUUCCACAACGCCUGAAGGCUUUGACUUGUUUGCAGUAAUGUCUGUGUGUAGGAUAAGAGGUUACCAAAGUAGACGUCUGGGUGAUGUUAGCCCUACGUGGAAUAACCUGCGUCUUAUCUACUGUUGGUGUGUGUGCUUCACUGACAAUUGUAUCUGAGGAGGAAAACCAAGGAUGUAUAUUGGAAUUUUUGUAAGUGCGGCUACAUUUUUACACAUUAAGACAUAAAUAAUUAAACAAUCUGUGGACAUUAA
Messenger RNA from Perca fluviatilis (European perch), 3378 nucleotides. It is a transcript of the gene ercc3, whose product is annotated as excision repair cross-complementation group 3. The record is from RefSeq and is a predicted model, not a curated record. Bases 146 to 2494 code for a protein of 782 amino acids. Gene Ontology annotation, cellular component: nucleotide-excision repair factor 3 complex; transcription factor TFIIH holo complex; transcription preinitiation complex. Gene Ontology annotation, molecular function: hydrolase activity; DNA binding; 3'-5' DNA helicase activity. Lineage: Eukaryota; Metazoa; Chordata; Actinopteri; Perciformes; Percidae. Gene Ontology annotation, biological process: transcription initiation at RNA polymerase II promoter; nucleotide-excision repair. The transcript is spliced from 15 exons.